This is a messenger RNA of Carlito syrichta (Philippine tarsier), 927 nucleotides long. It is a transcript of the gene FCER2, whose product is annotated as Fc fragment of IgE receptor II. The transcript is spliced from 10 exons. Gene Ontology annotation, molecular function: signaling receptor activity. The coding region runs from base 1 to 927 and encodes 308 amino acids. NCBI's taxonomy places the organism in Eukaryota, Metazoa, Chordata, Mammalia, Primates, Tarsiidae. The record is from RefSeq and is a predicted model, not a curated record.
AUGGAGGAAACUCGGUACUCAGGGUUCUCAGAGCGUCCCAGGAAGCGCUGCUGCAGGCAGGGGACACAGCUCGUGCUCUUGGGGCUGGUGACCGCCGCGCUGUGGGCCGGGCUGCUGACUUUGCUUCUCCUGUGGCACUGGGACACCCUACGGAGUCUGAAACAACUGGAAGAAACAGCUGCCCAGAACGUCUCUCAAGUUUCCAAGAACUUUUUAAGACACCAGAGUGACCAGACAGCCGAGCAAUCCCAGGCUGCCCAGAUGUUGCAGAGCCUGGAGGAACUCCGAGCUGCCCAGAAGCAGAUGAAAUCUCAGGACUCCGAGCUGUCCUGGAUCCUGGAUGGACUUCAGGCGGAUCUGAACACCCUCAAAUCCCAGAACUUGAACGAGAGGCGCAGGACCUCAGACUUCCUGGAGGGGCUCGAGGAGGAGGUGGCGAAGCUGUGGAUGGAACUGCGGGUGUCUGGCGGCUCUGUGUGCAACACGUGUCCCGGAAACUGGGUCAAUUUCCAGCGGAAGUGCUACUACUUUGGGGAGGGCGCCAAGCAGUGGAUCCAAGCCCGGUACGCCUGCAGUGACGUGGGAGGGCGAUUGGUCAGCAUCCACAGCCCGGAAGAGCAGGACUUUCUGACCAAACACGCCAGCAAGAAGGGCUCCUGGAUCGGCCUUCGGGACCUGGACGUGGAGGGGGAGUUUAUCUGGAUGGAUGGGAGCCCCGUGGACUACAGCAACUGGCUUCCGGGGGAACCGAACAACCAUGGCCAGGGUGAGGACUGUGUCAUGAUGCAGGGCUCAGGCCACUGGAAUGACAUCCUCUGCCGCAGCAAGCUGGAUGCCUGGGUGUGCGACCGGCUGGCCACCUGCACACCGUCUACCGCCUCGGCCUCGCAGGCGCCCCCAGGACCUGCUCUGAGACAAAGAUCCUAG